This is a messenger RNA of Tripterygium wilfordii, 2477 nucleotides long. RefSeq lists its product as uncharacterized. The record is from RefSeq and is a predicted model, not a curated record. Lineage: Eukaryota; Viridiplantae; Streptophyta; Magnoliopsida; Celastrales; Celastraceae. The transcript has 8 exons. Bases 26 to 2344 code for a protein of 772 amino acids.
GAAUCCGAUCAAUCUUCAUUUGACCAUGUCGGAUGCCCGGUAUGCAACCGAAAUAUCGGGCUCCAUGUCCUCGAGGAGCCUCAGUGAAAUAUCCGAAGUGGAAACGUUUCGUUUGAGCGUGAAUCUCGUAUCGGCUGCGAGGCGAAAUAUCGGGUUCUUGAGAACAGUGGCAGAGUCUCAGUGGCUUCACGAGAGUCCAAUCGUUAUUGUUGAAGCCAUACGAAGGUAUGAGGAGCUCUGGAUGCCGUUGAUUUCUGAUCUGACGGUUCAGUCAAAGACGCCACCUUUGGUUCUUCCUCCUCUGGAUAUUGAGUGGGUUUGGUUCUGCCACUCCUUGAAUCCGGUCAAUUACAGGAAAUACUGUGCAUCGAGGUUCUCAAAACUGAUAGGAAAACCUGCAAUCUUCGACGAAGAAAAUGAAGAUUACGCAUUGAUGAGAUGCGGAGAGAUCUGGGAAAGAAGAUACCCAUCUGAGUCUUUUGAGAAUGAAAUUGAUUCAGAUUUGGAAGACCCAGUUGAUAUCGUGACUAAUGAAGAUCUACUGUUCGAAGUAAAGAAGCAGAGAAAUUUGUGCAAGAAGUUCUCAGUACCAUAUAUGAACGAGAUUGUGUAUUUGAUAGCAGCAAAACAGAGGUACAAGGGGUUUUUGUUCUUGUUGCAGAGAUCCACAGAUGGGUGUUCUCCUUUGGUGCCCACUUUGGACAUUCUACUGAUGUGGAUAACUCAUCAAAGUUACCCAACUGUAUAUGCAGAGGACUUGAAAGAGAUGGAGGGCGACAUUUGGAGUCUGGUGAGUGUAGGGGAACUUGUGAAUAAAAAGGAGGUGGAAGAAACCCAGAAAUUGUGGGAUAGAGCCUUUGAGCAACCAUAUGAGAAAGCUGGAGCCGAGCUAGCCCUGGACUUUGAUGGGGUUGCCUCAGUGAAUCCUCCUGUUCACUGGGCAGUCUCAGAUGUAGAUGUCAACACCAAAUACAAGGCCAUGACACCCAGGUUCUUACUUGAGGUGUGUCUGUCUGUGAGGCUCAGUUCUAGGAUGAAGGCAAUGCAUGAAGACAUUAAAUGCAAUUUCCUGUGUCUGAAAAUGGUAAGAUGUCACAGGGAGCUCAAGAUGGAAAAUCUCAUAUCCGACAUCUGCCUGGAUUCAUGGCAAAAAGCUUGGCAUCUCUGCGGUGAAUUUGGCACCAGAGGAUUGAUGCUUGAGCUUCGCCAUCGUGGUGGGGGCUUUUUCAAAAGAUGCAAAUUGCUAGACACGGCUACAUUUUUAUGGAAUGAUUUACUAAGAGCACCAUCCCUUGCUUUGGCGAGAGAAGUUGGUGAUCAAGUGAGGAUUGUUGCUUCAAUAACUCCACCGGUUCAAGCACCAUAUUUGUUGAAAUGUGUACCAGAUAGAGUCACUGAUGAUUCAGGGGCAAUGAUAUCAGAUGUGAUUCUGAGAAUGAACCGGUAUAGGCCUCAAGAAGGUCGUUGGUUGUCUCGCACAGUUCUUGAUCAUGCUGGGAGAGAGUGUUUCGUUGUUCGGAUAAGAGUGGGAGGUGGGCUUUGGAGGAGAGGAGAUGAAACCCCAUCAGCUGUGAAAUGGGAAGACAGAAUUAUUGAGAUACGAGAAGGUUCAUGGUCUUAUGUUGCAGAUUCCAUCGGUAGAGCUCCUGCAAAAGUGGUAGGAACAGCAACCCCCAAAGAACCUCCAGAGAAGUGCCAAGCCGCGUGGAAUUUCUCCACAGGAGAUGAGUUGUUAAUUAGUUGGGAAUCAUCAACAUCAGUGCCAGGUCUGAGGUUCACGCUCAUAAAUGAAAUGUCUCCAGACUCAUCUCAGGUUAAGUUGUUGAGAGGACGAAAAAUGCAGUACCAAGUGAGGAAAGCUAGUAAUAAAACGAACAGUUCCCACGAAGAACAAAGCGAGGAUGGAGAAGAAGAUGAGGAUGGCUUUAUAACAUUCGUUCGUUUCAAUGAGGACAACCCAAAUGGAAGAGCAACAGCUCUUUUAAAUUGGAAGCUAUUGGCCGUAGAACUACUCCCCGAUGAAGACACGGUUCUUAUCCUCCUACUAUGCAUUUCAAUACUCAGAAGUGUAUCAGAGAUGAGAAAAGAAGACUUGGGAAACUUGCUCAUUAGGCGUCGGUUGAAGGAAUCGAAACUAGGAGCUAGAGAUUGGGGUUCUGUGAUACUACAUCCUUCUCCACUUUCUUCUUCAACCAAUUCUUCCCCAUAUCUUCAACCUUGGCAUUGGAAUCCUGAAGCUGUAAUGGCAUCCGAAAGGGCUGAUCUCAUCACCAGACAGCCUGGUUUUGGUUAUUCACCUGUUGAAGGUGGUGAUAAGUUGUUUAAGAGAGGAAUCAUAACAUGAAACAUAUAUUUUGAGAAUUAAUUAAUUAACUCCAACUCUCUUUUUUUGGCACUCUGGUUGCAUGUGCUGUUGCCUUUUGAAAGUUCAACCUGCAUGUGCAAUCAGAAUAUAAAUAUAUAGAACAACUUCAUCA